AUGUCGCCUAAAGAACCCCAGAGCGCCGUGCCCGCCCACAGCAAGGGCUCGUGGACUAGUUUCCUCAAGUCCAUCGCCUCUUUCAACGGAGAUCUCUCGUCCCUGACAGCCCCUCCCUUCAUCUUGUCUUCGACCUCCCUCACUGAGUACUCCGCCUACUGGGCUGAACACCCCGACGUGUUCGUGGCCCCCGCCAAGGAGUCGGAUCCGGAGAAGCGGGCCCUCCUUGUCCUCAAAUGGUUCCUGACUACUCUGCACCAGCAGUACUGCAGCCGUAGUGAGAAGCUUGGUAGCGAGAAGAAGCCUCUGAACCCCUUCCUUGGUGAGCUGUUCAUUGGUAAGUGGCAGGGUAAUGCCGAGACUGGCGAGACACAGUUGGUCAGUGAGCAGGUCAGCCACCACCCCCCUGCUACAGCGUAUGCGAUCUCGAACGAGAAGAAUGGCGUCGAGCUCCAAGGAUACAAUGCUCAGAAGGCAUCCUUCUCCAGCACCAUCCAGGUGAAGCAGAUCGGACACGCUCUUUACACCCUUACUCUCCCCGGUGGUGAGAAGGAGCGAUACCUGAUCACCCUCCCCAACCUGCACAUCGAGUCCUUGAUCUACGGCACUCCCUUCGUGGAGCUCGAGAAGACCGCCAAAAUCGCCAGCAGCAGCGGUUACGUCUCCAAGAUCGAUUUCUCCGGCAAGGGCUGGUUGAGCGGAAAGAAGAACACUUUCACCGCAAGCCUGUACAAGGCCAGUGAGGGCGAGAAGAAGCCCCUGUAUACCAUCGACGGCCAAUGGUCAAACACCUUCACCAUUAAGAAGGCCGGUACCAAGGAUGUCGUCGAUACCUGGGUUGUGGAGGAGAACAAGACUACUCCGUUGACUUUGGCCCCGAUCGAAAAUCAGGAUCUGUACGAGUCUCGUCGUGCCUGGAAGGAGGUUGCUGAGAACAUCCAGAAGAACGACAUGGAUGCUGUCUCCGCCCACAAGUCACGUAUUGAGCAUGCCCAGCGUGAAAUGCGCCGGGUAGAGAAAGCCGAGGACCGGGAAUGGGAGCGUCGCUUCUUCAACCGUGUUGAAGUCAAGGAUGACGAUGCUACCGUUCAGGAGCUUGCUCGGUUGCUGGAACUCACUGCGGAUCUGGAUGGUGACAAGACUGGUGGAAUCUGGCGCUUUGAUGCUUCCCGUGCUGCUGGUGCUCAGCCUCCCUACCACAAGGUUGGUCCUGAGGGCCUUGGCCUUGAUGCGUAG
Messenger RNA from Penicillium longicatenatum, 1236 nucleotides. RefSeq names its product OSBP family protein. The transcript is spliced from 4 exons. Gene Ontology annotation, molecular function: oxysterol binding. Bases 1 to 1236 code for a protein of 411 amino acids. NCBI's taxonomy places the organism in Eukaryota, Fungi, Ascomycota, Eurotiomycetes, Eurotiales, Aspergillaceae. Gene Ontology annotation, biological process: piecemeal microautophagy of the nucleus; exocytosis; endocytosis. The record is from RefSeq and is a predicted model, not a curated record. Gene Ontology annotation, cellular component: membrane; intracellular membrane-bounded organelle; cytosol.